Messenger RNA from Mangifera indica (mango), 2287 nucleotides. Its product is annotated as transcription elongation factor SPT6 homolog. The record is from RefSeq and is a predicted model, not a curated record. Gene Ontology annotation, molecular function: histone binding; nucleosome binding. The transcript has 5 exons. NCBI's taxonomy places the organism in Eukaryota, Viridiplantae, Streptophyta, Magnoliopsida, Sapindales, Anacardiaceae. Gene Ontology annotation, biological process: nucleosome organization; mRNA transcription by RNA polymerase II; transcription elongation by RNA polymerase II. The coding region runs from base 1096 to 1734 and encodes 212 amino acids. Gene Ontology annotation, cellular component: transcription elongation factor complex.
GGGAGUUUUAAUGUUCGUCAAGAAAAAGUUCGUACUAGCUUAGUUAACUGGAGUCAUAGAAUCUCUCACUCUGCUCUGUAGGAUUUCUCUCUGAUCGCUAGCUUUUGCAUUUCUUUUGGUGCUGCGCUGAAUCUAAUCUCCAUCCCUCUGUGGAAAGAUGGGAAAGCACGUGGUUUCUGACGCGGAAGGUCAGGCUAAAAAGGCCCUAAAAUUUACCCUUGUUUGGCCUGAUAGUUCUCUGAAAUGGGCUCUUGUUUUGUUCAGAUGAGGUCGAGUACGAAGGCGAAGAAGACCGGGAACCCGUUGAGGGGGAUGCCGUCGAGGGUCGAGAUGACGAUGAAGAGGAUGAAGAUGAUGAAGAAGGGCAAGAUGAAUAUGAAAAGGAUGGAUUUAUAGUAGAUGAUGUUGAUGAAGAGGAGGAAGAAGAAGAGGAAGAGAGGGCUGACAGUGAUGAGGAGAGGCAGAAAAAGAAGAAGAAAAGGAAGAAAAAGUAAAUUUUUUUCUACCAUGACCUUUAAAUCUUUGGUGGAAUGCUCAAAAUUCUCAAAAAGAAAAGGAGGGAUAUUUCUGAGUUGUCUGACAGACUGCAUGAAGGUGACAUUCUCACAUGCAAGAUUAAAUCAAUUCAGAAGAACAGAUAUCAGGUGUUCCUAAUUUGUAGAGAGAGUGAGAUGAGAAAUAACCGACACCAGCAUGUUCAAAACCUAGAUACAUACUAUCAUGAAGACAGGAGCAACCAUCAGAGUGAGCAGGAAAAAGCUCAAAAAGAAAAGGAGCUUGCCAAGGAACAUUUUAAGCCACGGAUGAUUGUUCAUCCUCGAUUCCAGAAUAUAACAGCUGAUGAAGCAAUGCAGUGUUCAUCUGACAAGGAUCCUGGUGAAAGCAUCAUUCGUCAUAGUUCUUGUGGACCUUCUUAUUUAACACUAACUCUCAAAGUUUAUGAUGGAGUGUAUGCCCACAAGGACAUAGUUGAAGGUGGAAAGGAACAUAAGGACAUCACAAGCUUGCUUCGUAUUGGGAAAACUCUGAAAAUUGGGGAGGAUACUUUAGGUGAUGGACCGAUAUGUUGAUCCCUUAGUGACCUAACUAAAGGCAAUGCUUAGCUAUCGCAAGUUUAGAAGGGGCACUAAAGCAGAAGUUGAUGAAAUCCUAAGGAUUGAGAAAGCAGAGUGCCCAACAAGGAUUGUUUAUUGUUUUGGCAUAUCACAUGAACAUCCAGGUACCUUCAUUCUAACAUACAUACGAGGUACAAAUCCACACCAUGAGUACAUUGGUCUGUAUCCCAAGGGAUUCAAGUUUCGUAAGAGGAUGUUUGAGAACACUGAUCAGCUUGUGGCAUAUUUUCAGAGGCAUUUUGAUGAUCCACAGCAUGAUUCAGUACCUUCAAUUAGAUCAGUUGCUGCUAUGGUUCCAAUGCGAAGCCCUGCCACUGGGGGCUCUUCUGCAGCAUCAGCUGGUGGUGGCUGGGGCGGUUCAAACAAUGAUGGUGGCUGGAGAGGCCAGUAUGUUGACAGGGAUCGUUCUUCUAUGCAAGGUUCAAGAGCAGGCCGAAAUGAUUACAGGGAGGGAGGUAACCGAGAUGGGCAUCCAAAUGGGCUUCUACGACCAUAUGGUGGUGGUGGGCGUGGUCGAGGUUCAUUCAACAACAGGGGAAUAAUUCUAGCAAUGAUCCAGGAUUCUAGUUAUGGUACAUGGUACACCCAAAUGUGUUUCAGGCACAAAGAAUGGCGAUGAUGGGUGGACCAACAUUUUUCCUGGUGCUAAAGUUCAAAAUCCAGCUGGCAGGGAAUCUUUCCUAGGUGGUUGAGAGAGUGGUAGAAGUGGAAAUGGUGGUGGGGGUAGCAGUGGUUGGGGUGGAGGUAGUAGGCGGCAGUGACAAUACUGGCUGGGGAAGGUAGUACGGACAACAAAGAUUCUGGGUGGGGCAGUUCUCAGAAAGGUUUAAACAAUUUUGGUCUGGAGGAGGUGGUGGAGGUGGUUGGUAAAGUUUUCAACUUUGACACUACCACCAUAUCUAGCUUCCAAUCCUCUAAUGGAUUUUGGAAGCCAUAGUUUAGAAUGGUAGCUUCUCUCUUAUUGGGGGUAUGAAACACUGAUGUAAGAAGGCCUUUGCUAUGUGCCUUUAUGUAUUUAUAUAAAUACUGUGAACACACAACAGAAGUGCCCUUCUUUUUUCGCUUUAGGAAAAUGCUACUUUCUGGACAUAUGAGCUUAAAGAAUUUUAAUCUUGUAUCUAAACUGUAUUGGCUUUUGCCACCACCAACAUAUUAGUUUCUUUCAUGCAUCA